AUGAACUGGAAAAAUGAUCCGGUCAAGCCCAAGCCAACACGCUUUAACUUGGGCGGCCUUAUCAAGAAGAAGAUCACCUGGCGCCGUUCUAUCGACUCGUUGGCCACUUCCAUUGACCAAUUACAACUUGAUUUGACACCAGAAGCAAACUCCUCCGCCUACUUGUCUUCCACAAACCAACACGAGCUUUCUCUGCCCGAAUCAACUGUCCACGGCGACUCCUCCGACGGGGGUUUCUCGCAGCCGCUGUCUGCGGCCACAUCCACCUCGUCGUAUCCUCCAGCAAAGAAUUAUACCCAUGUUUACCACACCGAGGAACGCUACACAUCAUUCACAACGGAAUGCAUCUCACUACUGAACAGUGACAUGACGCUGCACAUGGACUAUGGCGAAGACGCCGACGCUGAUGACGAUGAAGACAAUGUUGACAACGGACUCUCAGGACUUGCUCCGUACCGGACAAAGUCCAUAGAUUAUACUGACAGUAUCGUAUAUGAUCCUAAAGCUGAAGAAUGCAUUUCGGAUUAUCGUUCCGGCGGUUAUCAUAUGGUCAGAAUAGGCGAUCAGUACACGUCAGCCCUGUCAAAGUACCAAGUGCUUCGGAAGCUCGGGUGGGGCCAUUUCUCCACGGUCUGGCUCUGUAGCGAGCUUGGAACCGGUCGUUUUGUGGCCCUCAAGAUUGUCAAGCUGGGCCGCAACUAUUCCGAAGCUGCUAAAGACGAAAUCGCCAUUCUCAAUGGCCUUCAAGGCGAGAAUUGCGAAUACAAUGACUGCCAGAGCCUACAUGACAAGGCGUUGGCAGAUGGGCACAUGGUUAAGUUGCUUGAUGAUUUCGUCAUCAAAGGAGUUAAUGGAGUUCACACUGCUAUGGUAUUCGAGCUCAUGGGCGAGAGCAUGUUGCAUUUGAUGUACAAGUACAAGGCAAGCAGGCACACCAAUCGCUCGCUAAAGAACAAGGGCCCUCAGCACUUGCUCAAACUCGACAUGGUGCGUCUGAUUGCACAACAACUUCUCGUUCUGAUGGACUUCAUGCAUCGCAAGGGUAUUGUCCACACUGACUUGAAGCCCGAGAACAUUCUCAUGACCUACGACCGCAAGAUACCGGAGUCCCUCCACCAAAAGAUCAGAGCGCCUCUGCGGUUCCAAGUUCUUCCCUCCCAGCCCUUAGUUACCUCUCUCGAAGAUAUUGAGGCAUCCCCAUUGACGGUCAAAGUGGCAGACUUAGGAAACGCAACAUACUCCAACCUUCAUUUCACCAACCACAUUCAGACACGCCAGUAUCGUGCACCUGAAAUAAUUCUUAAGCACUGCAACUGGGGUGCACUGGCAGAUGUGUGGUCUGUUGGCUGUCUCAUCUUUGAACUCAUGACUGGCGACUACCUCUUUGAUCCGCAAGAGGGCCUGACCUUCACGAAGGACGAAGACCACUUGGCCCAGAUCAUCGAGCUACUAGGCGAGUUCCCAACGGAAGAGUACCUUAGUGAAUGCGAACUCGCAUCUGCAUACUUCCGUGAUACUGAGACGUUGGAGAGCAUUCCAUCAUUGAAGUUCUGGUCACUCAAAAAGGUGUUCAUCGAAAAGUACAAGUACAACUUCGACGACGAUAACGUCAAGUUAGCUUGUGAUCUCAUUCUCAAAUGCUUGAAAUUUGAUCUGGCGGAACGUUACGAUUGUGGCUCACUUUUGAAACAUCCGUGGUUUAAGUCAAACGCAAAGUAUGUCCAGCACGAAGUGGACAUGCUCCCCAACAACAACACAGAAAUCCGUGGGUUCAACUGUGAAGAGUGA
Molecule: messenger RNA, 1788 nt
Organism: Sungouiella intermedia
Lineage: Eukaryota; Fungi; Ascomycota; Pichiomycetes; Serinales; Metschnikowiaceae
Source: the annotation of a GenBank genome assembly